This is a messenger RNA of Girardinichthys multiradiatus, 7870 nucleotides long. It is a transcript of the gene atrx, whose product is annotated as ATRX chromatin remodeler. Bases 230 to 6523 code for a protein of 2097 amino acids. The transcript has 34 exons. The record is from RefSeq and is a predicted model, not a curated record. Gene Ontology annotation, molecular function: ATP binding; ATP hydrolysis activity; ATP-dependent chromatin remodeler activity. NCBI's taxonomy places the organism in Eukaryota, Metazoa, Chordata, Actinopteri, Cyprinodontiformes, Goodeidae. Gene Ontology annotation, cellular component: nucleus.
UGCUCGCACGGUUGAGACUAGAUGCGCCAUUUUACUGCGUCCACAGUCAUCCGGCAAGAUGGUCCCUUGCUUUGUUUCUUCUGAACGGAGCUAUUUCAUCUUUUAGCCUUAAAAUUUUAGCUUCCCACACCAUCGAAAUUAAGCACAUUGGACUGGACGGGGUUUCCAGGAGUAAAACCAAACCUCGCUGCUCUCCGUCAGGAAAUGACGACUGCUGGAAGCAGGUAAAAUGAGUCUGGCUUCUUCUGAAUCAAACAUAGAUCAAAUGGGAGAGAAAGGAGAGGAGCCUGGGAGCUCACCAGAAAGCAUGAAGCCAUCGUCUUCUCACAGCAGGAGGAAGCCCACCAGUGUGACAAGGCACACAGGACAGAGAGACUCAGAUGCCUCGGCUGGCAGCGAAAACGAAAGUGCCACCUCUGACAGUAAUACAGGCAGUGGAUCUAAAGGCACUCUAGUGAUGAAACCAAGUGGGAAUGAAAGCAAAGGUGCCAUGAAGCUCAAAGUGGAUUUCAAGCAGAAAAAAACAGAUGACACCCUGGAGAAGAAGGUUAGCUGCACAGCCUGCGGAAAACAAGUCAACCAGUUCCAGAAGAACUCUGUGUAUGAGCAUCCUAUGCUCAAAGUACUUAUUUGCAAGUCAUGUUACAAGUACUACACAAGUGAUGACAUCAGCCGGGAUUCUGAUGGGAUGGAUGAGCAAUGCAGAUGGUGUGCUGAGGGUGGAAAGCUUAUCUGCUGCGACUACUGCAACAACGCCUUCUGCAAGAAAUGCAUACUGCGCAACCUGGGCAGGAAGGAGUUGUCCGGCAUCACUGAUGAGAACUCAAAGUGGCACUGCUACGUUUGUCGGUCGGAGCCCCUCCUGGAUCUGGUCUCCAGCUGCCAAAGCAUCAUGCAGAGGACAGAAGAAGCUGAAAGUAAGCAACGGAAAACCGAUAAAGCAGAGGAGCGUGAAGGCAGGAAGGAGAAGAAAAAGUCAUCAAAAGAGCCGAAAGGGGUUGCAAAUGGAAAAGAGCACAACGAAGGCUUAGGGACCAUGACCUUCUCUUAUAAAAAUCUGCAGAUACCCAAAGAUCUACUAAAGAAGACAAAGAAGCUUGUUGAAACUACAACCGGUUUGAAUAACACUUUCAUUCAGUUCAUCCAGCAGGCGACUGACGACAAGGCGGAUGCGACCAUCAGGUAUCGACAUCUGAAAGCCUUUAAGGCAGUGCUGUCAGAUCUGAAGAAAGCCCACAACGCUUUGGAGGAGGCUUUAAAGCCUGAGUUCAAAAACAUGGAGCUGCAGAACGGUACUGAAAGGCAACCCGUCAGAAAGACCGGCAACGCUGUGGAACCUGCAGAGAACAAUGAAAUGGAUUGUUCUGUAGAUGCGGUUCCAGGAGUGGACGGAGAGCAGUAUAAUGAAGUCAAGCCGGUUUGUGAGACAGAAGAAGCGAAUGAGGAGAACAAGGAGCCGCCUGAUGAUGAGGAUUUAGUUUGUAAAUCUGGCAAAACUGAAAAGGAGCUGGAUGAUGAAGCGGGUUUAAUCUGUAAAGCAGAACCAGGGGAGAUGGUUGAAGAGUCCCCUAACGAACAACACUUCUCAACGAAAGAGACUCCCAAGAAGCUUUCUAUUGAAACGCGUUCAGUUGAUGAAGCAGAAAGGAUGGACGAAGUGGUGAAAGAGCAGCACAACCAGCAGGACAUAAAGUCUGAUGAAGCGUCCACAAAGCCUGAGGUGGAAGAAGACCAAACAGAAACCAAUGUUCCCAAAAAGACACAUAAAACCGAGGCCUUUGACAACGAGCCAAUGGCCACUGCUGAAACAUCUUUAGAUCAAGACAUCAUGUCUGUGUCUCCUUCAGUUCCUGAGGAGCUUUUUCAGAUGGUGGAGAGCCUCGCUGGUUCCUCCAUGCUCCCACAGACCGAAACCAGUUCAGUGAAAGGCACUGAUACAAAGUCAAAUGAGGAUCCUCCAGUAACCCAUUGCCCCCAACCCAAAGUUAAGAAUCUGAUAGUCAAACUGACUCCUGUCCCAGUUGUUAAAAGUAGCGGCUCUAGGUCCAAAAACAAGGAAAAGGAUGCAGAGCAGCCAAGCAAGAGCAAGGAAAAGGGUGACAAUAAGAAAGACUCUGAUUCUGGUGGAGCAGCGGAGACCGACAGCCCACAACCAACCCGUCGCUCCAGCAGAGUGAAGACCACACCUUUAAGGAAGCAGGGGGAAAAUAAAAGCAAGAAGGACUCCUCUGAGUCAGAAUCUGAGGGAGAUUGCAAGGACAAGGCCAAGCUGUCAAACAAAUCCAGUCACGCAAAAAAAGAGACUAAAAGUUCAGAAGAUCUGCUAGAAGACUCUGACUCAGAUGAAGUUCCUCCUGUUCUGCUGGAGAAAGCUGCAACAGGCAACAACAGCACAGAUGAGGAACAGGAAAGCACAACGGCCAAAAGGCGUCCAGUCAAAUCAGACACGUCCUCAAAGGACACAGAGAAGUUAACCAAGCGCAAGUGGAAGUCCGAAAGCUCCGAUUCAGAUGGAGGGAAUAAAAACAAGAAAACAUCCAAGAAGAAGAAGAAGAAACAAGGCAGCUCGGGCAACUCGGACUCAGAUUCAGACAUGGAGAAAGAGACUAGGAGCAAAGCUGGCACAGCUAAGAGGCGGUCUAGCCGGAUCAAGAAACAAGAGGACAAACAAGGGGAGGAAAAAAACUCCCCUGACAGGAAGGCGGCUGAUCGGAGGCGGUCCUAUGAAAAGAAGCGGAAGGGAAAGAGCCCAAAAGCAUCUUCUAAGCUGCAGUCUUCAUCUGAAGAGGAGGAGGAGGAGGAUGCUGGAGGUGACUCUGAAGAGGACAGUGACCAGCAAAAGAUCAAACCUAUUGUGGAGGAUAAUGUAGUUGGAGGCAGUGGAGUCUUCCAUCAGUCCUCAGGAGAUGAGGUGGACACUAAAGAAGAAGAUACCCGAGUUUUUGAAGACGACGACGACGACCCUGAAAACAGAAUUGCAAAGAAAAUGCUUCUUGCUCAAAUAAAGUCCAACUACUCUUCAGGAGCAGAAAGCUCCUCCGACAACGAAGAGGAAGAUAUGAAAAAUAAGUCCUCCAAGAAAGCUAAGAUGGAGAAAGAGGAGGAAGGCGAUGAAGUUACAGAAGACUCGGAGUCUGACGUUGAAGUGAAGAAGCGCGGCAGACGCCAUAAACUGCUCCGUCAUAAACUCUCCCUGAGCGAGGGCGAAUCUGGAGACGAGAAAGACUCGAGCAAAGAGAAGAAGAACAAGAGCAAGAAAAAGUCUGCACGUAAAGUCGGCAGCGACGACACCGGCGACUCGGACUUUGAGAAUUCAGGGUCUGGUUCAGAGUCGGGACUCAGUGAGGAGGUCAGCGACUCAGAGAAGGACACCAAGCGUCGAAAGACUAGAUCUGCAAAGAAGAAAGAAGACGACAAUCAAAGAAGCUACAACCAGCAGAAAAAGAAGCGACGCAGGAUCAAAGUUCAGGACGACUCCUCCAGCAACGAGAAGAGUGGAGAGGAAGAUGGUGAUGAUGAUGAUGAGGAGCAAGAGGGAGAGGGACGCAAAGGCCGGAAAAAGAUCCGCAAAAUCCUGAAGGACGACAAGCUGAGGACGGAGACGAGAGAUGCUCUGAAAGAGGAGGAGGAGAGGAGGAAACGCAUCGCUGAGAGAGAGGCGCUCAGGGAGAAACUCCGAGAGGUUGUUGUUGUAGAAGAAGCCUCCCAGGUGGCCUGUCCCAUCACAACCAAGCUGGUCCUGGAUGAAGACGAAGAGACCAAGGAGCCGCUGGUUCAGGUGCACAGGAGCCUCGUCACAAAGCUCAAGCCUCAUCAAGUUGACGGUGUUCAGUUUAUGUGGGACUGCUGCUGCGAGUCUGUGAAAAAGAUCCAAAAGUCUGCGGGUUCUGGCUGCAUCCUGGCUCAUUGCAUGGGUCUAGGAAAAACUCUACAAGUGGUGACAUUCCUCCACACCCUGCUGCUUUGUGAAAAGCUCGACUUUAGCACAGCUCUAGUGGUUUGUCCCCUCAACACCGUUCUUAACUGGCUCAAUGAGUUUGAGAAGUGGCAGGUGGGACUGAAGGAUGAGGAGAGUUUGGAGGUAACAGAGCUUGCCACAGUUAAGAGGCCGCAGGAGAGGUCGUAUGCUCUCCAGCAGUGGCAGGAGUCGGGUGGUGUUAUGAUCAUGGGUUAUGAGAUGUACAGGAAUCUGACGCAGGGCCGAAACAUCAAGAGCAAGAAACUAAAAGAGACGUUUCAGAAAACCCUUGUGGAUCCAGGUCCGGACCUGGUGAUCUGUGAUGAAGGUCACAUUCUGAAGAACGAGGCUUCUGCUGUCUCAAAAGCGAUGAAUUCAAUCAGGACGAGGAGAAGGAUUGUGCUGACUGGAACACCUCUGCAAAACAACCUUAUUGAAUACCACUGCAUGGUCAACUUUAUCAAGGAAAAUCUGCUGGGGUCGGUCAAAGAGUUCAGAAACCGCUUCAUUAACCCCAUUCAGAACGGCCAGUGUGCCGAUUCUACACUGCAUGACGUCCGGAUUAUGAAGAAGAGGGCCCACAUUCUCUAUGAGAUGCUGGCUGGCUGUGUCCAGAGAAAAGACUACUCAGCGCUCACAAAGUUCCUGCCACCCAAACACGAAUACGUGCUGUCAGUCAGAAUGACCCCACUCCAGUGUAAGCUCUACAGACAUUACCUGGAGCACUUCACAGGUGUGGGGAAUGCUCUGGAAGGGGGCCGGGGCCGAGCAGGAACGAAACUCUUCCAGGAUUUCCAGAUGCUCAGCAGAAUCUGGACCCAUCCCUGGUGCCUUCAGCUGGACUACAUCAGUAAAGAAAAUAGGGGUUUCUUUGACGAGGACAGUAUGGAUGAAUUCAUUGCUUCAGAAACCGAAGAAUCCUCCAUGAGUCUGACCUCAGAGGACGAGAAGAGCAAAAAAAAAAAGAAGCCAGGAAAAGGGAAGAAGAAAAACUCUGACGACUCGGACAGUGAUGAUGUGGAGGUCAUCAAGGAGUGGAACAGCAGCUCUCGCGGCAGAAACGGAGAAGGUCGAAGCCAGCCCGACCCUGUUGAAGAAUCCCGGGCUGCCGGCUCUGCGCCAGGGAGUCCCUGCUCUGCCGACUGGUACAAGGAGUUUGUCACGGAGGCCGAUGCCGAAAUCCUGGAGCACUCAGGAAAGAUAAGUCUUCUCUUCGAGAUCCUGCGCAUGGCUGAGGAAGUAGAAGAUAAAGUGUUGGUGUUCAGUCAGUCUCUCAUCUCUCUUGACCUGAUUGAAGAUUUCCUAGAACUUUCCUGCAGAGCUGAGGAUGAUCAAAAACCUUCUCCAUACAAAGGUGAAGGGAAAUGGUUCAGGAACAUCGACUAUUACCGCCUAGAUGGCUCCACCAAUGCUCCCACCAGGAAGAAGUGGGCCGAGGACUUUAACGACACCAGUAACACGAGGGGACGCUUGUUUCUUAUAUCAACGCGAGCUGGUUCGCUCGGCAUCAACCUGGUAGCCUCCAACAGGGUGAUCAUCUUUGACGCCUCCUGGAACCCCUCAUACGACAUCCAGAGUAUCUUCAGGGUGUAUCGUUUUGGCCAGGUCAAGCCUGUUUAUGUCUACAGGUUCCUUGCUGAGGGUACAAUGGAGGAGAAAAUUUAUGAGCGGCAGGUAACCAAGCAGUCUCUGUCAUACCGGGUUGUGGAUCAGCAGCAGAUUGAGAGACACUUCACGAUGAACGAGCUGGCCGAGCUCUACACCUUUGAACCGGACAUGCUGGAUGAUCCUUCUGAGAAGAAGAGCAAGAGAGCUACUCCGAUGCUCCCAAAGGAUCCCAUCCUAGCGGAGAUGCUGCAGAACAAUAAGGAUCAAAUUGUGUGUUAUCAUGAGCACGACUCCCUGCUGGACCACAAGGAGGAGGAAGCCCUCAGUGAGGAGGAUCGCAAGGCGGCGUGGGCCGAGUAUGAAGCAGAGAAGAAGGGCCUGUCUAUGAGGACCAACUACGCUUCGUCCUACGCUCAGCCAGACAUGGGCACCUCCAACUACUUCUCCUACAACAUGGCAGCUUUGGCCACCAUGAGCAACCAGCAGCUGGAGGACCUCAUAAACCAGGGACGGCAGAAAGUCAUUGAAGCAACCAACGCGUUGAAAUCCUUAGCUCGGGAGUCGGUGGAAGACAUCAUUGCCAGAAUAUGGAAGGACAACCCAACGCUCACAGAGAGCCAGGUCCAGGAUUUGGCUCUGAGGCACCAAGCCACUGUGGAAAUGGAGCUCAAGCACAGGGAAGCCAUUUAUAGAGAGGUCCUCACCAGGCAGCAAACGCUGAUGAUGUACGUGCAGAAGCUGAUCACCAACAGGAAGGUGCAGGAACAACAGCUGGCCAUGGCCAACCAGGCCACCUACCUGAACCAGCUGGCCCUGCAGAACGGUAUGAUGGCAGGCGGGAUGAACCAAAUGAACCUGCUCGGGCUUUACCAGCGGCUCCACGGCAUGGGCGGCAAUCAAGGCGGUGGUGGUGGCGGCGGCGGCGGCAAGAACCCUGGCCCCUCACAGGGCAUGUAGGUCAGAUCGGGCCCUCCACUCUCUGGCUCCCUGCAGCGCCCCCUGCUGUCUGUGGCAAACUCUCUGUGAGACCACUCAGAGCUGAAAUGUGAUGAAGUAGACCGCUGUCUGCUGGGGCCUCAGAUUGAAUAGUGUUGUGCUGUGAUUCACUGAGAGACAGUAAAUAUAAUGUAAACAUGACUGUGUUAAAGGUUUGUUCAAAUGUGUCACAGAAGAAAAAAAAUGUAUAUAGCACCGUUUAUGUUAUUCGAGUUCUGUAGAAUCAGUUUUCGUGUAUUUGACAACAAACCUGUUGUACCGUCAAUGCUUUUUAGCAUUGUAUUGUUUUUCCCCUUCAAAAAGGGUUUCCUGGUUAUUUAAACUCUUUUUUUUUGUUUUUUUGUAUGGUUUUAAAUGCCUACCGACAUUCAAGUGGGACCAGAACCAUUGGUUACAGAACUACAGGAGAAAAUAAGCUCUGAUUAUUAGCGAUUCCUCAUCAGUUACCUGAUGAACUAGAACAGCUGUUGGUGCUGCAAAGUCCCCCUCAUUUCAGGACGAGGAAGAAGCUAAAAAGAAGUCAGCAAAAAGAUAAAAAAUAAGGCCUUACAUAAUAUACUAAAAAAAAAUCUCUGUAAAAACUUGAGAUUUGUUGUGAAUAUUUUCUAUUCUGCUUUUAAGUGUUUACAUUAGUUGUUGCUGAAACUGUUAAUGGAAUGCUUGUGUCGUCCAGAACUGCCUGCCGGCUCCGAUGACCUCUUUGUAACAUCAUUCUUAUUGUUACGUGUUGCUUAGCAUAGCACUGUGUGUUCCUGCUCAUUCAUUUAUGUGUUGUUGCUGUUUAUUUUGUUUCACUUCUGUUGAUUUGGCCCAGUUUGGGUGGGUUUGCAGGGUCUCGCGAAGCACAGCCUCUCAAGCUGGGUGUCACAGGGCCCAAGCUUUGCUCCAAACCUGUCUUUGACAUUUCCAAGUAUCACUUUCCGGACGGACUGGACAGGAUCAGCGAACGACUGGAAUUCUUAUUAUACGCGGCUGAUUUUGUGCGGUGCUUUGUGAGUAAUGCUCUCCUGGACGCUGAAGUUUCACCAGGCGGGGCCCCCAGAUGACUUGUAUUCUACUUUGGGACAUUCUUUCUUCUAAGAGCUUAAACCGGUGUCGCCAUUCAGCAAGAGGAAGGUGGACUUUUCUCACCAAGAGACGCCUGUUGCACAAGCUGUGUUUUAUAAAUGUAGAAUAAGUUACUUCGCCCCUUUUUAUUGAAGAAUGUUCUCACGUUUGCAGAUACACCGAUAUGUUUUGCCAUUAAUGAACUGCUAUAAUCUUCAUAAGUAUUUAAUAUAACAUUUAAUAAAGUGACCAAAACAAUGA